AUGUCGAAGACACUGCCAGCAAAGGCGGCAUGGCUGCGGAAAGGCAAAGCGCCUCUGGAAGUCGGAGAAGCUACAUACACACCUCCUGGAGAAGGCGAAAUUGUCAUCAAAAAUGCAGCCGUGGCAGUCAACCCACUGGAUCAUUUCAAGCGAGACGCAGGCGGGUUUGCAUUCGGCUGGAUUAAGCUUCCCUUCAUCAUGGGCUCCGACGCUGCUGGAGAGGUUGUCGAAGUGGGCUCCAACGUCAAUCGGUUCAAGAUUGGCGAUCGCGCUACGGGCCAAGCGGUGGGCAUGGAUCGUCGGAGUAAUAAGUCCAGUGAAGGCGCAUUCCAGACGUAUACAGUGCUCCGCGAGGUGGUGAGCUCUCCCAUUCCGGACACGAUUUCAUAUGAACAAGCUUGUGUUCUCCCUCUUGGACUCUCUACGGCCUCCUGUGGGCUCUUUGACAAAGACUUCCUUGCGCUCCAAGCUCCGACACUGGACCCCAAACCCACGGGCAAGACAGUUCUGAUAUGGGGAGGCUCUAGUAGCGUGGGAUGCAACGCAAUCCAACUAGCUCGAGCCGCAGGCUACAAAGUCAUCUCGACCGCCUCGCCGAGUAAUCACGCCUUACUGCGCCAACUCGGAGCGUCCGAAGUGUUCGAUUACAAAAGCCCCACCGUCGUAGCCGACAUCGUCAAAACCCUGCAAUCACACACCGUCGCUGGAGCCUUCGCAAUCGGAGACUACUCCACGGAAGCCUGCAUAUCCAUCCUUGGAAAGUGCAAAGGUCGGAGAUUCAUCGCUCAAGCCAGCGUCACUUUACCUGAGGGUGGCUUCCCAAGCUCUCUUCCAGGAAUGGUACCGUUCGGUGCGACGAUGACUUACCGCGGCGUCUGUUCGAUGCUCAAGGCUAAGCAGAAUGGGGUCUCGAUGAAGUUCAUCUGGGGUUCUGAUCCGGCGUGGAAUGAGCUGGGACCAAUGAUCUAUCAAGACUUUCUCCCUCGAGCGCUGGCGGAGAAGAAAUUUGUGCCUGCUCCCGAGCCCAUGGUUGUGGGGAUUGGUUUGGAGUAUGUUCAGGAAGGGUUGGAGGUGAAUAAGAAAGGUGUUUCUGCGAAGAAGGUUGUAAUCAAGCUCUGA
Messenger RNA from Zasmidium cellare ATCC 36951, 1119 nucleotides. RefSeq lists its product as uncharacterized. The record is from RefSeq and is a predicted model, not a curated record. Gene Ontology annotation, molecular function: oxidoreductase activity, acting on NAD(P)H. The coding region runs from base 1 to 1119 and encodes 372 amino acids. The transcript has a single exon. Lineage: Eukaryota; Fungi; Ascomycota; Dothideomycetes; Mycosphaerellales; Mycosphaerellaceae.